UUCCUCUUGGUACGUUCCAAGAUGGCGGCCCCCAUGGUACGGUGUGGAGUGCUUCUGGCUCACAGACUUUCUGCGCCUCCGCGUUUUCCGGCAGGGAAGAGAUGCCUGCUUUCUGCAGCAUAUGUGGACAGUCACAAGUGGGAAGCAAGAGAAAGAGAGCGUUGCCACCUGGCUGAUCUUGCAUCUUUAAUGGACAAAACAUAUGAAAGAAAGUUGCCUGUUAGUUCUUUGACAAUAUCACGGUUUGUGGACAACAUUUCAUCUCGAGAAGAUAUAGAUCACGCAGAGUACUAUAUUUACAAAUUUCGACACAGUCCCAACUGCUGGUACCUGAGAGACUGGAUUAUCCACACUUGGAUCAGGCAGUGUCUGAAAUAUGGUGCACAAGACAAAGCUUUAUAUACCCUUGUUAAUAAGGUUCAGUAUGGAAUCUUUCCAGAUAACUUUACAUUCAAUUUACUGAUGGAUUCUUUCAUAAAGAAAGAAAAUUACAAAGAUGCUUUAUCUGUGGUUUUUGAGAUCAUGAUGCAAGAAGCCUUUGAAGUACCUUCCACCCAGCUUCUCUCCCUCUAUGUUUUAUACCACUGCCUGGCACAGAAGACAGACCUCACGUGGGAGGAAGAGAGGAACUUUGGUGUGUCCCUGUUACUUCCAGGCCUAAAACAAAAGAACCCAGUGGGUUUGAGCUCCCAGUUGUACGGCUGUGCACUUCUUGGGAAGGUGGAGCUGCAGCAUGGACUACGGGCUGUGUACCACAACAUGCCUCUGAUAUGGAAACCGGGCUACCUUGACAGAGCCCUUCAAGUGAUGGAGAGAGUGGCCUCAUCUCCUGAAGACCUCAAGCUGUGUAGAGAAGCGCUCGGUGUGCUGGAUGGCGUACUGAAGGUGGUGACUUCUCCAGCUGAUCAGGCUUCAGAGCCACAGCCCCAAGAAGGCAAGGACAGCCUGGGCUCAGCAAACCUGCUGGAGCAGCUAGACAUCGAGGAACCAGAACAGUCCAUGCUUCCCCAAUACCUGGAACGAUUUAAGGCCUCUCAGUCUAAGCUGCAGGAGCUGGGCAGAAUUGAGUCAGAAAGCCUUUUGACUCUGACCACCCAGCUUGUGAAAGAAAAGCUCCCCACCUGUGAAACUGAGGACCUUGCCACCUAUGAGCAGAAACUGCAGCAGUGGCACCUGGAGCAGAUGCAGUUGCUACAGAGAGAGAAGGAGCAGAAGGAGAGAGCGAAGCAGGAACACCAGGCCCGGAUGGCAGCAAAGGCAGCAAAGGCAGUGGCCUAACAGGCUCCAGGCCAGCCAUAUACAAUAGCCAUCCCAGUAUGCAGGCUAACCCAGCAUUCAGCAAAGACAGGAUGGGGCUCAGCCUCUGCUAUGAAGCUUCUUGUCUUACAGCAAGCCAUGCAUGGUCUGAAAGCCACAGUGUGCUACAUAUCAAGACACUGCCCAUCCAGAUGCCAAGAAAGGCUGUAGAGCUAGUGGUGAGUGGUUGGACUGAAGCCACUAGCUAAAUCCCUUAAAGGGACUCCUGAGGCUUACAGUGGAGUCCUGGGCACAGAGUGAAACGUUCCCAAUAUCUGGUGAGGGUGGUGGGAGAAGCUCUGGCUGAAACUUCAUGCCCCAGAAUCCCCUCACUAGUGCAUGCAUCCCGGUGAUCUGACCCUGGAUGCUCACACUUUCCUCCUGCAUCCUUCCCACCACAUUCUGCCCUUUUCUCUGCCCUGGGAGAAGCCCAGGACAGGAAUGAUCUCAAGACACAAUCCCACUAGAUUUCUGAUUUCAGGCAGCCACAGUGACAAUAGUAGAAUGUAAGGGCUUUGAGAACUUUGCCCUGGCUGUGAAGCCCUUGUGGCUUGCAUUCUUCAGCAUAUCAGGGUAACUUUCCAACACAUUGUCCCAGCUCCCUUACCGAGUAUGCAAAAUGAGCCUUUGGUGUAUGUGCACACAUACACACACACACACACAAAACUUUAGAGCAAAUAUUUCUGUUAAAGGAGCCUGAAGGGCAUAGGUGGGAUGGAGCCUGAAGGGCAUAGAUGGUUGCAAUCAUUGUAAAACUGUAGAAGAUGGACAGUUGAUGCUUCUGUGAAAGGGUCAGGGGACUUUUACCUGCUGUGUAAUGUUGCCUUUAAGUACAGUGAUGUAUCUUUAUUCAAGAUUGUAUUCGUUUAUCAAGAACCUGUGGAAAUAAAGACACCAAAAUAA
Messenger RNA from Nannospalax galili (Upper Galilee mountains blind mole rat), 2199 nucleotides. RefSeq names its product mitochondrial ribosomal protein S27 (gene Mrps27). The coding region runs from base 22 to 1278 and encodes 418 amino acids. The transcript has 11 exons. Gene Ontology annotation, molecular function: protein binding. Lineage: Eukaryota; Metazoa; Chordata; Mammalia; Rodentia; Spalacidae. Gene Ontology annotation, cellular component: mitochondrion. The record is from RefSeq and is a predicted model, not a curated record.